UUGAUCCCGACUACUUCCGGGGUAUUUUCCGGGUCAUGUGCUUUCUUCCACGCUAAAAAAAAAAAAACGUACAGUCAAGCUGACGUUGAACGAAAACCGACAUUAUCAUGUUUAAACUGGAAGGACUCGGUCCUAAAAUGGACCCAGAGGAAAUGAAGAAGAAAAUGCGACAGGACGUCAUUUCAUCGUUACGAAACUUUCUUAUUUACGCCGCCCUCCUUCGAGCUGCUCCAUAUGUCCUGAAGAAGUUGGACAGUAUAUGAGAUGUCUUCUUUGGUCCAGCCUGAGGAUCUCCACCGUGUCAGAGGACUGUGAGGACCACCACCACCACCACCACCUCCACCUCCACCAUUGCUGGAGCCUCCGCUACAGAGGAUGACCAACAUCUGUCCAUCUUUACUAAUUAAUGUACUAAUGCUGUAUGUACAGUAGCAUGUUAGCCUGCUUUUCUUGUGUUAAAUACAGCUUGUUAUUGUAUGAAUGCUCAUUAUGGAAGUUGUUUAGUGGAAGACAGGUUGGCAGGAUUAAAAGUGAUGAUUAACUUA
Nerophis ophidion (straightnose pipefish) is the source of this 545-nucleotide messenger RNA. RefSeq names its product translocase of outer mitochondrial membrane 5 homolog (yeast) (gene tomm5). The record is from RefSeq and is a predicted model, not a curated record. Gene Ontology annotation, cellular component: mitochondrial outer membrane translocase complex. Bases 108 to 263 code for a protein of 51 amino acids. Lineage: Eukaryota; Metazoa; Chordata; Actinopteri; Syngnathiformes; Syngnathidae. The transcript is spliced from 2 exons.